Messenger RNA from Cladophialophora immunda, 1180 nucleotides. RefSeq lists its product as uncharacterized. NCBI's taxonomy places the organism in Eukaryota, Fungi, Ascomycota, Eurotiomycetes, Chaetothyriales, Herpotrichiellaceae. Bases 256 to 948 code for a protein of 230 amino acids. The transcript has 2 exons. The record is from RefSeq and is a predicted model, not a curated record.
GCCUCACUCAAUUCCCGAACCAUCGUCUCCAACUGAAGUCGCGCAUCGUCGCUUUGUUCUCUAGGACUACUGUUUGCAUUUGCGCUGUCUCUCGCCGUUGGUCAUGUCCGAGUCUGCCUGAAGCUGGCACUCCGCCAGCCGAGUCCGACAACCCGCAGUGCCCGACAUCGCAUCCCUCGAGGACAGACAACGUACCUGUGUAUCCCUCCAUUGUCGUCUGAGCAGCAACUUCGACAUUAACACCAUACCGACACAAUGCGAAUCCGCUUUCCCUUCGCAAUCACUUUCGUCAUCCUCUUGGUAUUCUCGUCGAGUCUAGGCCUGCUCCCUCACUCGUCCCUCCCCUCAACACCAGCCGCAGCGCAACCCUACAUCCCUUCGCAGUCCGACAAGGCAUUACACUUCAUAUGCUUCUUCCUCCUCACUCUGACGUUUUACUUCAUCCUUGACACCUCUCGGCGGCGGGUGAUUCAUCUGACCUUGAUCGUAUGCACAUUGCUCUUGGGAGUGGGCAGUGAAAUUGCACAGGGACUCUUGCCUAAUGAUCGUGAGUUUGACGCUUGGGAUGUUCUAGCAAAUGUCGUGGGGAGUCUUGCAGCACUGGGCUUAGCGAGCGCAUAUCAUCGUCGGGCCGCCGAACGGAGGAGAAGGGCGAAAUAUUCUGCGCUGACGGGUGACGGCUUGGAAGGUGAAGACCUAGAAUUGGGCGAGGGCACAAAUGGUACCUUACGCUCGUCCGACGUCGACGGCGAGGAAGGACAAGAGACCGGUGUCGCGCCGGCGCGGACGGUGGAGGACGAGCUAGACAAUUGGGAUGAAAACGCUCCAGAUGAUGCCUGGGAUGAAGAUGACGAUACAACGGCAACCAGUGGACAAAACACGAAGGUGACGCCUUCGACGAGCUCGGUUGGGAGCGAGGAACCGCCAAAAAAGGUUGCAGUAGACUAACAAGUCAGGAUUCCGGGGUUGUCUGGUAUAUGGUAGGAGCGGAAUGAGACAAAAUGGGGCACAUGAAUAUGCAGCGCAUCGAACCGAAUCGGACCAAGAUAUCUACGGAAUGUACGACUACUCGCCUCCCGUGCUUUGUCUCAAGGGAUCGCAAUGAUUUAGGCCAGAUCAGAUAUAGUAAUGAAGGGAAUCGAUCAGAAAGGCGCUGCACUUCAACUACACUAUUUCCCGG